Molecule: messenger RNA, 1833 nt
Organism: Exophiala oligosperma
Lineage: Eukaryota; Fungi; Ascomycota; Eurotiomycetes; Chaetothyriales; Herpotrichiellaceae
Exons: 1
Coding region: 224-1501 (425 amino acids)
Biological process (GO): 7-methylguanosine mRNA capping
Cellular component (GO): mRNA capping enzyme complex
Molecular function (GO): mRNA guanylyltransferase activity; ATP binding
Source: RefSeq, a predicted model, not a curated record
CCCUCGAAAGUGUUUGUAUCCCUUGUUCAACAGUCCACACAAUUCAAUACAAUUGACGAUCGAUUUACACAAAGAACCAUUCUUCUCUAAAUUUCCACCGUCCCACAUCUCCUCAUCUUUGGAUUUCCUUCUGCCUCCUGCCACUCAGAACCGCACCAAACUUCAUCCUCAUGCCUCUUAUGAUGCCUUGAACACGUCUCCACCUCGAUCACGGACUUGAAAGAUGGAUUCUCAUAUGGACCCGGGUUCGCUGAUUGCUCGUGUCGGCGGACGAUGGGCUGGUCAUGACCUCCAACGCCAGUUUCAAGGAGAGGUUGCAGAACUACUGGGUCGCAGAAACAGGAACUUUCCUGGCGCCCAACCAGUGUCGUUCGCGGCCAAACACAUCACAGAACUGAAAAGAGAGGACUACUACGUGUGUGAAAAGACGGAUGGCAUGCGCUACCUGAUGUAUCUUACUCGAGACGGCGAACGAGACAUCCACUACCUGAUCGACCGGAAGAACGAUUACUACUAUGUCCCCGGCCUACACUUUCCUCACCACGAAGACCCGACAUUCAAACGUUUCCAUACAGACACCAUCCUCGAUGGCGAGUUGGUCGAAGACCAGUACCCCGACAAACCGCCGGUGGUGAAGUUCCUGAUCUUCGACUGCCUCGUCCUUGAUGGAAACAGCCUGAUGCAGAGACCUCUGGACAAGCGCCUCGCCUACUGCAAGUCAUACGUGCUCAAGCCCUACCACGCCAUGCUGAAACAGGAUCCGUCAAUCCACCAAGCCUUCGUCAUCGAAGACAAGGCCACCGAGUUCAGCUAUGCCUUGGAAAAAAUGUUCAAGGACAUCAUCCCCCGGGUCAAGAAGUUACAUGGCAACGACGGCCUGAUCUUCACAUGUAAAAACACACCGUACAAGUUCGGGACGGACGAGCACAUUCUCAAGUGGAAGCCGCCGGAGGAAAACACGGUCGACUUUCUAAUGCACAUCGAAUGGGCCACGUAUGAACCUGACAACGAGGACCCCGACCGAUCUCCACAAAUGGAUUACGAUGCCCUCCCAGUUCGGUUCGGUCUAUACAUCUACCACGGCAACGGUGCAGACUAUGCGCACGUCGGCGACCUGCACGUGAUGCCCUCCGAGUGGGAAGAUUGGAAGGCACGAAGGAAGCCUUUGCAAGAUAUUAUCGUCGAGUGCUAUCAAGAAGAUCUCACCAAAGAUAUGGCGAGCACCGACUCAUCCGAUGGUAUGAACGGUGAGAACGUCAAUGCACAUGCAAAUGAAGCUACAAAUGGCUCGGGCCAGACAAGGCGUUGGCGCUUUCACCGAUUUCGCGACGACAAGACUGACGCCAACCACGUCACCACUUAUCAAAGCGUCAUUGAGUCUAUCGAGGAUCACAUCACGGAAGAUGAUCUGCUUUCGAGCGCCAAUGAUAUUCGCACGGCUUGGAAAUCGCGCAAUGCGGACCAAGAAAAGAAACAAGCUCCUAGGCCAGGAGGGAAGUGAAUGAGUAUCGAUGACGGAAAAUGGAAGGGAUCGAGAGUGCGAGCAUUGUCUUUGGCAAAUCAGAUUUUGGGCGAUUUAGGUAUUCACUAGUGCAGCAUGGCCAAGGUAACCAGACGACGGCAUUCCGGGCGUGAAAGAAAGGUGGAAGUUAUGAUUUGUUUUAUGGGCAAAGCGUCGGCGGUAUAGGAUUAUUGGAACGGAGUAUCGUGGCAUUCAGGGGGAUGGAUUUUGCAGUGAAAACGGCAAUGGCAAUGGCAAUGGCACUGGAGUGGAGUGUUUUUUUGGCUCAGAAUUCUACAAUACAAGCAAGGGAAAUGGAAGUAGGCAAACAG